Molecule: messenger RNA, 507 nt
Organism: Caenorhabditis angaria
Lineage: Eukaryota; Metazoa; Nematoda; Chromadorea; Rhabditida; Rhabditidae
Source: the annotation of a GenBank genome assembly
AUGUUCUCAUCUCGUUUCGGAUUAUUCGCUACAGUAUGCCUCAUUUUUGCAAUGAAUGCUUAUUGGGGACAAGUUCAAGCUGCAGUCUUGCCUGUUUCUUCAACUGAAGUUGCUUUAGUUGAAGAAUCUAAAAGUGGAGAAUUAGCAACAACUGAAAGCACAACUGCAAUCGAUACUUUGGGAAGUUCUCGAGUUAAAAGAAGUGGUUGCGGAUGUGGAUGUGGUUGUGGAUGCUGCUGUUGUCGACCAAGAUGUUGUUGUUGUUGUCGUCGUUGCUGCACUUGCUGCAGAACUUGUUGCUGCACAAGAUGUUGCACUUGUUGUAGACCUUGUUGUUGUGGAUGUGGAUGUGGAUGUGGAUGUGGAGGAGGAUGUGGAUGUUGCGGAUGCGGAGGAGGAGGACGUAAACGUCGUUCCCUUCAAAACUUGAAAAUCGAUCAUGCUAACAGACAAUUGGGAAUCAAAAGAAAAUCUGGAGGACAAGGAGCGGCUGCUGCUAAAUGCUAA